ACGUUGUCUAAUGUUGAUGACGUCAGGUGUGCGACUCCAUCCAUGCCUUCUUGCGGGUGUGUUUUGUAGAGGGAUAUGAGCUGAGUGAGUUCCUCAGGCGCUGUAUUUGUAGUUAUUCAGAUUUAUGGACGAAACGAGAGCGUGAGAGAGCCUUUGAAGGACGCGUAGAAACAGGAAGGUGAGCUUCUGGUGUCACCUGCAGGCUCAUGUAAUUCACGUCAUGUGUCAGCUGUGUGCUUAGUUUGUGUAUGACAAAUAAAACAGUUUAAAUUUAAAGUGGGAUUACAGCUGCUGUGCUCAUAAAUCAUUCGCUAUAAUCAUCCAAACAUGGGCUCUACCUUCAUACUGAAAGUCAGAACAUCUCUAAAGUCCUCGCAGCUCUUUUUCCAACAUGGACGUCCAGCUUUCUCCACAUUACAGCCUCCCUGGGUUCUCUCUGUGUGCAGCAGAGAGCCCAGCCUCACCCUGGGUGUCAGACGGACACACAGAAGCAGCAGUGGACAAACUAAAGGGCAGAGUGGGGUUAGAAACAGCACCAUCAGAAGCGGUGAAGAGGAUGGUACAGUGAAUGGAGGAGGAGAUAAGAGGUCUGCUCCCCGGCAGAGGAUCCAUAAAUCUGUGUUUGCUGCUGGAACGGCAAAGAGGACGGCGGAUAUACUGAGGAGGAGGGCGCCUCUGGUCUGUGAGUAUAAGGAUGAAGAGGAGCCUGAACGUAGGUCAGAUAGGGGAGCAGGAAGGCUGCAGCCUCCUGAGCGACCGCUCCCUUCCAAUGAGUGGAAGAAGCUGAAGGAGUCUCAGGGAAAUCCACCUCGCUUUGAAAUCCAAAUGAUGAAAGCUCUCUUCACCUCUGGGGGCGAGCUGGAUGUUGCCAAGUCCCUGCUGACUUUUGUAGCCACGGAGACUGGCACACUGUCCUACGAGCUGCUACUGCGAUACCUGACGCUGUGUGUGAGCAGCGGCCAUGACGCUGAGGUGUUUGACGUCUAUGACAUCAUGCGGGGAAGUUUCCCCUCUCUGGACACAGGAGCUUCCAGUCUUUUUAUCAAAGCCUUCAGCCGGACGGCGAGGUGGAGGGAGGCUCUCAACAUCCUGCAGGAGCUCAAGAAAACUUUUAGUCCAUCACCACGCAACUAUGGCGACGUCAUCGCAGCUGCAAUGCAGCACGGUGACACAAGCACUGCCUGGGCUCUUUAUGAUGAGCUAAUUGACAAUGGACUGAGUCCUCACCAGGAGACAUGGGAGACUCUGUUUAAAGUGGCAGGGAAAGAGGAAGGAGAAGAGGGAACGAGUGUCAUGUCACAGGCUGAACAGCAGGAGAGGCACCUGGGAAUUCUGCUGCACAUGAGGAACAACCAGAUCUACCCUCAGCAGAGCCUCGCCAGCAGCAUCAAGAGCUGGUUUGAGAGCCUGACAGGACAGGAAUGGACAGGCAGCUGGACGACCGCCACCCCAAAGGGAGUAUGUAGGAGUUGUGGGUCUGAGCUGGAGUCCAUCCAGCUGACUGCUGAGGAGUACCAGCAGCUUAAAGACAGAGUGAUGACAGACAUCAUUGAGGGACAAGAUGUUUUCACCAAGACAACUCCAGAGGAGCUGCAGCGGUUCAAGUUGUUUGUGAAGAGGAAGCCAGCCUUUGAUGUGGUUGUAGAUGGGCUUAAUGUUGCAAAUAGCAACAAGGACAAAAGCAAGCAGUCAGAGACACUGCUGCUGGUGGUGUCAGAGCUCGUCGACCGUCAGGGCCUGAAUGUCCUGGUGCUGGGAAGGAAACACAUGCUGCGACCCUCCAGAUCCUGGGACAGAAACAACAUGAACCUCAUCCAGCAGAAGGCCCACUGUUUCUUUACCGACAAUAUUUCAGAGGAUGACCCCUUCUUGUUGUACGCUACUUUGCACUCUGGGAACCACUGUCGGUUUGUAAGCAGGGACCUGAUGAGGGACCACAAGGCCUGCCUGCCAGAUGGAGCCACCAAGCGGCUCUUCUUCAAGUGGCAGAGAGGGCACCAACUGGUGGUGGACGGGCACGUCACAGCGGGCAGGAGGGUCCGAUUUCAGAGUAUUCCCAGCUAUGACACCAUUGUCCAAACCUCAGGAGGAAAGUCAUGGCACAUCCCUUAUGAUGAAACAGAGGACAGGAGCACCUAUGAAGUACCACAACACUGGCUGUGUCUCAACAAAAAGCUCUGAAGACUGUCUUUUUUUACAGUUUGGAAUAUAAAAAAAAUGCUGGUACUGAAGACUUUUAAUAAAACUGUGGACCUGUAAAUAAACAUUUACCAUCACUGCAGUGUCUGUACUGUUUUAAUCAUAUUUCAAUUUAAUAUGAUUAAAUAUUAGAUAAUAGGUACAGCCAGAUCCAUGGAUAUUUGAACAAGAUGUACAACAAAUGUAAUUUUUCAAAUUUUGGCUAUGUGCAUCCACUAACAUUGGACUUUAAAUAAAACAAUUAAGAUGUGAUCGAAGUGCAGACUUAUUACAUUAACUGCUUAGGAUUUACAGCUAUUUUUAUACACAGUCCCCCAUUCACAGAAAUACAAUAAAUAAAUAUCUCAUAUCCUGCUUGGAACAAUUUGGUUUUUACUCAGAAUAUAAACCAAAUACAAAAACCCAAACACUUUCUUUUAAAAAUAUUAACCAGAAGAAAAAAAAUCUAAGGAAGUACAACUUUAAUUGUGCAGCACAAGUUUGAAUAUAAUUUGAAUUUUCUCAAGUUUCCAGAAUCUAUUCAUACACACAAUCUCUUGGGAAACAUUCCUUCUUAAAGGUCAAACGGGAAAAGAAAGCAAAUCUAACAAUCUUCAUCUGUAGCUGGUGAAAAGGCCUUUUAGGAAAGAACUUUUAGGUUUUGUCUUUACUCCAAAAAGAAAAUUGCACAAACGUCAUAUUCUGUAAUUGUCAAGAAAUAUAUUUUGAUAUUGUUACGAAUACACCACCUGAUUGAACUACUUGUUAAAAAUAAAAAUACAAAAACUACAGACAGUUGACCCGGAUAUGAAAGCUCUCGUCUGCUUCCGGUGCAGAAUCGUGCCAUGUUUUGCUUCUGUUUUUACCUCAGUUUAGUUUCAGAUUCGGUCUAGACCACUUUACCUCAAUUAUUUCCUGCCGUCAUGUCCCGGGGGUCGAGUGCGGGGUUUGACCGGCACAUCACCAUCUUCUCCCCGGAGGGAAGGCUCUACCAAGUCGAUCCACAUCUCACCCUGUCGCUAGCAUCCUACUCUGUCACACCAGAUCUCUGCAUGUCUUCUGUCACUGCAUCCAUGAAUCCUCUCUGAGGUCUUCCUCUUUUCCUCCUGCCUGCUAGCUCCAUCUUCAGCAUUCUUUGUCCAAUGUAUCCACUAUCUCGCCUCUGUACAUGUCCAAACCAUCUUAGCAUUGCCUCUCUGACUUUGUCGCCAAACCACAGUCUGAGCUGUCCCUCUGAUGUACUCAUUUUUAAUCUUCUGGGAUGAAAAUAUGAGCAUCUCCAGCUCUGCCACCUCCAGCUUGGCCCAUUUUUUCAGUGCCACGUCUCCAAAUUAUACAUCACAGACAGAUAACAAAAAAUUCAACAAAUAACUGUAGUUUGGAAACUGAACUACAAGAACUUGUAAACAAAAUUUCAAAUUAAUAGAAAGAAAAACACAAAAUCAUAAUAACUCUAAUAAAUUAUAAAGCGUUAAUUUGUGUUUCUAUUUAAAGGCUAAGUGAAACAAGGAAACUGUAAGCAAAUGUAAAGAACUGAAUAACAUAUAACAAAUAGUUUCCUCAUUCUCUUGUGUGAGUUAUAAUUGCUUUCAGUUCAAUCAUGAAGAUAUGGAAAUAUUUUGUCAAAAGAAUCUGACAUCGAUGUGUUAGCACUGAAGAAAGAGAAGAAGCAAAAU
Molecule: messenger RNA, 3854 nt
Organism: Haplochromis burtoni (Burton's mouthbrooder)
Lineage: Eukaryota; Metazoa; Chordata; Actinopteri; Cichliformes; Cichlidae
Gene: prorp
Product: protein only RNase P catalytic subunit
Exons: 11
Coding region: 328-2181 (617 amino acids)
Biological process (GO): tRNA 5'-leader removal; mitochondrial tRNA 5'-end processing
Cellular component (GO): mitochondrial ribonuclease P complex; mitochondrion
Molecular function (GO): ribonuclease P activity; protein binding
Source: RefSeq, a predicted model, not a curated record